Molecule: messenger RNA, 456 nt
Organism: Iphiclides podalirius (scarce swallowtail)
Lineage: Eukaryota; Metazoa; Arthropoda; Insecta; Lepidoptera; Papilionidae
Source: the annotation of a GenBank genome assembly
AUGGUGUGCGAUGGUCCAGAUCCUCCAGAAAAUGCUCCGAAUGACAUGACUCCGCCUCUUAGGCACGAUCUAGUUAAUGGUAAUAACCACGAUGAAAGUGACGACGAACAAACUGAAUAUUUUGGUUACGAACCACUUCCCCAAGGACCAGAUGGAGCUAUAAUGGAUUUUAACGAUAGUGAAGAUGAAAUUGAGAAUACAGAAGAGCAACAGGUACCUAUACAAAAUGUGCCCAAUAUAGAACCAGUAGAAAAUACACUGGUUAGGGAAGUAUGGAGUACUCCAAGAGCUGCAGAUCCAAUACAAAUGGAUAAUGAAAGGGUCCAACAGGUGAUGUUGGCAAUGGCUAAUUUUGCUUUACCAGAAGCGUCAAUCCCGGAAUGGGCACAAAGUAUAUCAGAGGAUCAAUGGAAACAAACUCUAAAUGACAGAUUAGAGAGAUUAAGAAGUAAUAGA